AUGUUGGAAGAAGCUCGAGGUGCUUUGACACCUGUUUUUCGAUUGAUUGAUGAAGAAAAAAAUACAAGUUUCACUGAAACAGAAACAUUGGAAGAUUCGGGUUCUCCUGAACUAUCUAUCAACAUAAAUGAUGAUAUUCAGUUUGACAAUGUCAACUUUGCCUAUCCAGCUCGACCAGAUGUCUUCGUUCUACGAAAUCUCACACUGACAAUUUGUUCCGGUCAGACAAUAGCUUUAGUCGGAUCAAGUGGUUCUGGCAAGAGUACAUGUAUUUCCCUUCUACUUCGUUUUUAUGAACCUUUAUCGGGUUGCAUUGCAAUUAAUAAUCGAUCGAUUACUGAUUGCAAUGUCAAACAGCUUCGACAAAAGAUUGGUGUUGUCAGUCAAGAACCUAUUCUCUUUGCCACAAGUAUCUAUGAAAAUAUUCGAUUUGGUAAAGAAAAUGCAACAAAAGCUGAAAUUGAGGAAGCAGCACGUCAAGCCAAUGCACAUGAUUUCAUAAUGCAAUUACCGAAUAAAUAUGAUACGGUUGUUGGUGAGAGUGGUGUUCAGUUGAGUGGUGGUGAAAAGCAACGUGUAGCUUUGGCUCGCGCUCUUGUUAAACAGCCUGCCUUGCUUUUGUUGGACGAAGCAACAAGUGCUCUUGAUAAUACCAAUGAGAAGAUUGUGCAAGAAGCACUCGAUCAAGCAUGCAAAGGCCAGCGUGUGGCUCUUGUAGGUGCAUCUGGUUGUGGAAAAUCAACAGUCAUUCAGCUUUUAGAACGUUUCUACAAUCCUCUACAGGGUCAAAUCUAUCUUGAUGGUGUUAAUAUUCGACAGCUGAGUAUUCAAUGGCUUCGCUCGACUGUUGGUCUUGUUAGUCAAGAGCCUAUCUUGUUUAAUUUGACUAUUGCUCAAAACAUAGCUUAUGGUAAGGAGAAUACUUCCAUUGAAAACAUUAUCGACGCAGCCACUAAAGCUAACAUUCAUGAUUUUAUUCAGCAACUACCUCAAGGUUAUGGAACUAGAGUGGGUAUGAAAGGUGUUCACUUGUCAGGUGGUGAGAAACAACGUAUUGCCAUUGCUCGAGCACUUCUUCGUCAACCAAAAAUAUUAUUGUUAGAUGAAGCAACAAGUGGAAUGGACACUUACAAUGAACAGAUUGUACAAGAAGCUCUUGAAAAAGCUGAAACAAUGAAUUCAACUUGCACUUCACUGAUCAUUGCUCAUCGUCUAUCGACCAUUCGUUCAUGUGAUUUGAUCUGUGUUCUUGAGAAAGGAUACUUGGUAGAAAAUGGUACUCAUGCAGAGUUAAUGAAACGACGUGGAGUUUACUAUCGUAUGAUUGUUUGUAACAGUAUUUCAUAA
Molecule: messenger RNA, 1347 nt
Organism: Rotaria sp. Silwood1
Lineage: Eukaryota; Metazoa; Rotifera; Eurotatoria; Philodinida; Philodinidae
Source: the annotation of a GenBank genome assembly